Molecule: messenger RNA, 4558 nt
Organism: Electrophorus electricus (electric eel)
Lineage: Eukaryota; Metazoa; Chordata; Actinopteri; Gymnotiformes; Gymnotidae
Product: EF-hand calcium-binding domain-containing protein 6
Biological process (GO): purine nucleobase biosynthetic process
Molecular function (GO): calcium ion binding; phosphoribosylamine-glycine ligase activity
Source: RefSeq, a predicted model, not a curated record
GGUCCACGCGCAUAGUACGCGGAAGUUCGUCACUGCGUUAUUACGCACGAUCCACACGCUCAAAUUGUGGGAUCGUGUAACUCCGCUAUGGUCAAGCAAUAAACCAAGACGUGGGUAAAAUGCAGAGAGCGUGAGAGUUUUAUUAUGAAACUCUCUCUAUUUGUCAACAUACGUUUGUCUACGACAAAAUCAUUUAAUUCAUUACGAACUAAUUUUUAAGGUCUCGGUGAAAACCAUGCGCGCAGUGUUGGGACUCAUAACACCGACUCGUGAUCUUUACCUUCCUCUUAAACAAUAGUGUACAGCUCUGCUAAGGUAUACUGGGAGGACUGGUGCCGUUGCUUGGUGAUAUUGGGACAGUAGCGUUACUCUGUUCAAUUUGUUACUGAAACAAUCGCGACACUCGUGGCAAGAAGGUCGUAAUUAAAUCACAAUGGGACACUGCGACAGCUUGACAUUGAUCAACUUUUCAACCCUGUGAUCCACAUGCAGGCGUGUUGAACGCUGACAUCAAUGCAAGGCACCAAGUUUCGCAAUUCAAACAUUCAGCACCACUGCACAACUUAGCAUUUAAUUUCAGUGAGGCCUCUCGAAAUGUGUCAUUUCAAUCCAAUUUUUUAAAAUGAAAAAUGUCACCCAAGAGAGUUCAGCUCGAGAAAUUCACAGAGGGCGUUUUUAGGUUUUUGGUAUGGAGUUAUUGCAUAAUGUUGAUCUGAUGAUUAACUGAGCUGAGCCGUAUGUCCAAUAAAUCUUAGGUGCCACGUGAGCAGGUUUUAUUUUAGGGGGAAAGCUCUUUUGAUGCCUCGUAUCGCAGCUGCCGUUGGGAGCGUGUCUGGGACUCCAGGUUACACUAAAAUCGUCUAAGGACAAGCAUAUCUGCUGGAAUGUCCUCGGUGGCAUCGAUUCGGCUUCCAGCAAUCCCUCACCCGUCGUCGAGACUCGGCGACCCGGAGACCAUCUCUCUUAGAGGGCAUUCCACGGACUACAGCAGAGUCCUGAAACGCCUAAUGCCGCCGCGAGCAGCCAGGUCCCCGUCACCAGGGACAGAGAGCCUGGACUCGGCGUUUCGGAGUCAGUCGGCAGCAAGUGAGCGCAGCUUCGAGACGGAGAGGGGUCCGAGAGUGGCCAGGAGUUACCCGGUUGUCCAUGCGCCCGACCCGGACAAAACAAAAACCCCCAGUUUCGGUCAGAAGGUGCCAGCAGAGAGCCAUGGUGCACAUAGAGUUUCCACCAGCUUCUCUUCCACGUGUGAACCUCAGUUAAAGGCACAAGUGGACGAGCUGGAGUGUAAUUUAAAGGAGAGGAUUCAGAUCACUGGAGCUCUCACUCUCAAAACCCUGUUCAAGAACAACCACCCUGAUGGCAAACCUGUGGCCAACAGGUCUGUGCUGCUUCUGAUUUUGGGUAAAUUCCUGAGGAGACUCAUCACAGGGAAGCAGAUCAAGCUUCUUCUACAGCGUCUGCGGUUGUCCGACAGGGCUCAGGUGAGCUUCGAAGACCUGUAUAGUGCGCUGAGAGACCCGGAGCCACUUGCCCCACUGAGCCUUUCCCAAACUCUGGCCCUGCUCCGGGGAGACGUCCGCUCCAGCUUCCUGGAGUGUGUGGAACGCCAAGCAGAGGGAGAGUCGUUCAGUCAGUGCUGGAUAUCUGCUUCCCAACUGAGGAACAUUCUGGAAAAACUGAAGCUUCGCCUUCCCAAGCCUGACUUUGAUCGGUUCUGGAAACGGCUUGACCCGGACGGAAUCGGAGCCUUGAAGCUCGACGUCCUUCUGGAAAAAGUGGGAGUGGACAGGACAGUGAAACUGCAGCCCUUAGACGAGGACAUGCCAAGGUCCCUGCCAGCCAGAGCUCAGGACCCCCAACCCGCAGCCCGGACGAUCUCAAAGGCAGAGGAGGAGCGUCAGGCAUCCAUCACCAUGGAGAUGUGGUUGAAGGACAGGUUCAGGGCGGGGGCUCAGAGGAUGAAGGCGGAGUUUGAUAAGCACGACCCAGAUGGGUGCGGUAAGGUGAGCAAUGAAAAUUUCCUGCAAGUGCUUGCAAACUUUGACCUACGACUGAAGAAGGAGCACCUGGGUCUUUUCCUGGCCCGUUGCGGCCUGGAAUUCCGGAAGAACGGUGUGGAUUACAUACACUUCCUACGUGCUUUCCAGGACCGGAGCCAGGAUGGCAUCACACACCGGAUCCUGUCCAACCCCCAACACUGGUUUCACUCUAAGGAGAAUACCAGCAAGGUUUACUCUGUAGCUGCAGUAGAAGCCAAACUGACACAACUCUUUCAAUCUGAAUACCUCUCCCUCCUAGAAACCUUUCAGAACAUUGAUAAGGUCAAUGUGGGAAGCAUUACUCAAGAGGAGUUCAGGGCAGCUGUGGAGAGCAGGUUUGGCCUGGAGAUUUCCGACAGGGAGUUUGAACAGCUGACGGACAGGCUCCCCUUAGACCGGCUCGGAAACGUGCAGUACGGCGUCUUCAUGGCCGCCUUUGACACAAGGAAAGGAGCCCCGAGUCUUUUCGAGGCGUGCAGGGCUGCUGGGAAUUGUGGGCCGUCAGCGAAAGACCCAGACAAUGUAGAGGAGAAGAGUAUGAGGGGAGCGUCAGAUAGGAGAGCUCGGAGUGUCAGUAAGCUGUCCAGGUUGAUCAGGAGUAUAGUAACCAAGCAGUACAGAGAUGUGGUGAGAGAGUUUGAGGAGCUUGACGAGAAAAACACAAAGCGACUCACUCAAGAGGACAUGUACCAGCUUCUCAAGAGGUUUCCUGUGCAGCCCGAGAUAACCCGUGGUGAGGUGCGUCAUCUCUGGUUGUCCCUGCUUACCCGGCAGGACGGCACUCUGGACUUCCAGCACUUUGUCCGCCACUUCGGCCCGUCUCCCGCGUCCUGCCGCUACCCGGACGCCAAGCGCUGCCCGCCCCGGCGUGGGGAUAAUGACCUCAUGCGCCUGUCCAACAAGCUCAGCUACGUCUCAGAUAUCUUGGUGGAUGCUCUCCGGGCUAAGGUGGAGCUGUCCGUAGCUGAGCUGUGGGCUGAGUUCUGUGGUAUAGACACGGCCGGUACAGGCUCACUGAGCCGCAACGAGUUUACUGAAGUUUUAACGAGGCUCUGCGUCCAUCUCAGCCAGUACGAGUGUGAGGUCUUGGCCAACAAGUUUGACCUGAACCACGAUGGCAGAGUUUCGUACAGAGAGUUUCUUAGGCCUUUUGCUUCCAAGGAUCAAGUAUUGAAGCAUGGAUCCAACAUGGCCGCUGCCCUGCAGUCGCAGGGCGAGACUAGCGAUUCCCCCAAGGAUGAGGAAACUGUGUCUCUGGAGACCCUGAGCACCAGGAUCAGGAAGAAGCUCCACAGGGAGCGCCGCGCCCUCCGGCGGGCCUGCCUGCGUUUGGAUGCUUCCCACUCGGGCCACCUCUCUGCGUGGGACCUUGCUGCUGUCCUGCAGCUGUGCGGAGUGUGCGGCAACCAGGAGGAUCUGGGCCGCGUGCUCCGCCUGCUGCACACGCACCCGUCUGGACGCCUAGACUACCGCCCGCUUCUCCGCAAGGACCCCGUAACGUCAGCACAUGACCAGAACCUCCAUCCACACCUGGGGAGCCAGACUGGAAUGUAGGCUUUUAGGUGAAGUUCAAACUUCAAAGCCACCUUAAACUAGGUAUAGCGAAUAUGUCCAGUUAAUAUCCAGUCUUAUCCGAGAGGGAAAUGAGAGAGAAACUUCUUGUGUGAGGUCACUGUUGGCCCUUUGUGAAGAUGAUACAGUCCAAUGUGCCAAACACUUAACCAGGAGGGUAGGUAAACAGAUUCACUUGGCUGAGACUUGUAUAAUCUUAUACUGGGUCCACAACCAUUCACGUUUUCCAUAUUUCAAUAUUCAUUUGUCUUUGGAUGAACCUUUAAAAUGAUGUAACCCUGUAAUCGUCUUGAACCAGAAAUGGUCUGGUAUAAGUAGAUUAAGGAUUUGUGGGUAAAGCGUCAUUCAUAUGGAAUUUUCUCAAAUGUUGUUGUAACAAAUUCAUUUUAAAGCCUCUCGUGACCUCCAGUAACCAAGACAAAAGGCUUAAAUAGCAAAACAAACAAACAAAAAACAAAACAGAAAAAAACACCUUUUCCCCAACAAGAUGAGAGUCUACCCUUCUCUGGUGUGUGGUGAAUAUGGUAUUACCAAGGCUUGGUUAGACAAUCCAAAACAGUCACUUAAGCAAUGUAAGAAAGGUAGUUAGCAAUUAAAGUUAUAGUUGGCCAGGCAGUUAUUAAAAGAGUAAUCGAAAGAAUUUAACCAAAGUCACGAAUGCUUAUCUUAAGGUGUUUUCAUACAAACAUUCAUCAUUCCAGGGUCUUGAGGAGAGUACUGCUUAUUUGCAUAAUUGAAAUAGUGUAAUAAUGCUGAAUAAUUUCAGUCAUAUGUUUUUAUCUUAACGAAAGAUGGGAGAAAGGAAUGUUUAGAUUUAGAAAUGCAAGUUGGUUUGUGGUGUUUAUGUGGUGUAUACUUCCAGCACACUUAGCAUAUGUAAGAAGGGACUUGAUUUGCGCACACUGAUUUUGUAUCUCAUGUUUGCAAGGGUUUUAUGAUUAAAU